CUUCAGGCUUCACUGCCCCGAUCUUGGCACAUACAUGCUCCUGUGGCUUUUCUACUGAACCCGCAUAUAUCCUCCCCAGACAUCAUCUCCCUCAGGGUUGUCAUUCUAUCACCCACCACCUAUGUUUUCAUCUCCUCCCAAGAUUGCCCACAACACUUACCCCAGAGGGCCUUGAUGUCACCUUUGCCACCGACUACACUGGACCCUUUCUGCUCACAAAUCUGCUCCAAGGGGCCCUACAACGGGCGGGGGCAGCCCGAGUGGUCAACGUGUCUUCCUUCCGGCAAGAGAAAGGGUACAUUGACGAGAAACAUCUGACAGGGGCUGGUAGACCUUUGACCUUCAACCAGAACUAUGACUGCAGCAAACUGCUUUUGGCCUCAUUCACUGGGAAGCUUGCCCAGAGACUUCAAGGGACAGGUGUGACUGUGAACUCCGUGGACCCUGGCAUUGUGUACACGGAGAUCAUGAAGAAUUUCUCUUGGUUAUAUCGUUUCAUCUUCUGGCUCCUUAGCUUCUUCUUUAAGAACAGCAAACAGGGUGCAGUCCCAGUGCUCUACCUGAGCUUGGCAAAGGAGCUAGAUGGCAUCUCUGGAAAACAUUUUAGCAGUUCCUGUGUGAUAACUCUUGCCCCUAAAGCUGCCCAAGAUCCUCACGUUGCCCAAAGCCUCUGGGAUACUUCAGCCCAACUAACAGAUCUAGACAAGAUGGACUGACCUCUGUGACCCCUGCCCCGACUCGCCGCCUUCCCCCUGACUCCCAGCCCUCACUCGGAUUAUGUCUUCUGCCUGUCAGUUCCAAGGAACCAUCAGGCACCUUGUUCGGUGUAAUCGCCACUUCCUCUUCCUGUUGGCUCCACGCAUGAGAGCUCAGCUUAGCCUGGGGACAGCUCCAGCUUCUACUUCAUAGUCAGUUCUCAGAUGGAAGUGUUCAUCUCUUGGACACUAGGAUCUCCAAACCUACCGAGCCCCGUGUUGUGGUGACGGGGGAGUAAAGGUCCUUCCGGUGGUCUAUGAGGGUUCCUGGCUUUGGGGGAGGCAGCACCACAUAGUGUCCUCUGGAUGAAGGCAUAUACCACACGGCUGCAGGACAGCACCCAGCUGCACAGGGUGUUGUCUCCCAGCUGGUAUGGUAACUGCCCGGGUAAUGGUUCCAUCUUUCUGUGAAACCAGCUGCUGCUGGAUGCUGAGUCAUGUGAUAAGGCAGGUGAAUUCUCAGAGUGAGAGCCCACUGCUUCUUUUCUGGGGUCUUUGUUCAUCAGUAGAAGUUUGUUUUUUUUUUAAUGGUGGUGCUGGGGAUUGAACCUAGGACCCUGUGCAUGCUGAGCAUGCUCUCUGCCACUGAGCUGUACCCUCCCCCUCAUCAACAUAAAUUUUGGAAUCAGUUUUUCAAAUUUCACAGAAACAAAUCCUUUAGGGAUUUUGCUACAUCUACUUGGCAGGAUUGACGUUUUUAUGAUAAUGUGUUGUCCUAAAAAUGAACAAGGUGUACUUAUAUCUAUUUAAAUCUUAUUAAUACCUUCAUAAAAUUUUGAAUAAUUUUAUCAAUAAAGAUCGUGCAUAAGUCUUAAUAUAGUUCCUUGCUUUUUAUGCUAUUGCACAUGGUAUUUUAAAAUUCAUAUAUUAAUCAUAUAUCAAACAAGUUUAUUAAGGUUUCUAAUUCUAGUAAGUUAUCUGUAGAUUCUUUUGGUUUUUCCAUAUAGAACAUCACACCAUCUAGGGAUAAUAACAGAUUUCUUUCUUCCCUUUCAACUAUUAUAAAUCUUGUUUCUUUUCCCAGACCUUAAUUGAUUUUCUAGUAUUAAACCAAACUUGCUUUUAAA
Vicugna pacos (alpaca) is the source of this 1822-nucleotide messenger RNA. Lineage: Eukaryota; Metazoa; Chordata; Mammalia; Artiodactyla; Camelidae. The record is from RefSeq and is a predicted model, not a curated record.